AUGGCCGACGACGACCCCAAUCUUUCCCUUCCCACCCCCGACGGAGGUGCCCUCGGCUCCCCCUCCCAUUUCUACCCAUUCGCAACCUCCCCAGAUAUUAUUCGCUCACACGAGAAAGAUGCGUACAUGACAGCAGGGCUCGUACAACAAGCCCAAACAAUCAUCCGUUCGCUGAAAGGCGCUCGCUUCGCUCACACCUACUCCGACGCUAUCAAGCAUCUCACCGAACUUCUCUACUUCUCUCUUACCACCGCAAUCGGAAACCGCACACUUGGCGAAGAAUACUGCGAUCUCGUUCAGUUGGAAGAUGACUCCCUCCGUCUACCUGCAAUCACCCGCCGCGUCGGAUACAUCCUCAGCAGCAUCCUAGUACCAUGGUGGCUGCAACGGCUUCUGCCCGCGCUGCGACAGCGGGUGCGAAGCAAACUGGAGCGGAGCAUUGCGCGACAGCAACUCCGAGCAGCACAGCAGCAGAUGCCCACACUAUCGAAACCGAUUAACCUCAAUAAUAAUAAUAAAGUGGUGUCGAAGCCGUUCUUCACAAAGCUGCGCAUCCAACAGUACAUCCUUGACCAUUUGGAUUCGAUGACCUCUCUGUCGCCGAUUUAUGCACUAAGUAUCGCGACUUUCUACUUUACGGGCUCGUACUAUCAUCUUUCAAAACGGAUCUGGCGCUUGCGCUACGUCUUUACUAAAAAGAUUGAUGAGAAUGAGCAGCGCAUCGGAUAUGAGGUCCUGGGUGUAUUGAUGAUUCUCCAGGCCGCUGUGCAGGGCUUCCUGCAUGUGCGUAAGAUCGGCGAGAGCAUGAAUAAUGCGGACACUGAGGGUGCCGGGGCCGAGACAACACAAUCUCAGGGUGGUGCUGUUAUUGCUUCGAUUCAACACCCCGUUUCUGUGCCAAUGCUGUCUGCUUCAUCGCCUCGAUAUGACCUCGAGGAGGAUCCAGGUGCGGUUGCAUGGAUCCCAGAUGGACAGCAGAGGAAGUGCACAUUGUGUUUGGAUGCGUUCAAGGAUCCCAGUCUUACGACUUGUGGCCAUGUGUUUUGUUGGAUUUGUGUGAGAGACUGGGUGCGUGAGAAACCGGAGUGCCCGCUUUGUCGACAAGAAGUGUUACUGUCUAAGAUACUUCCUCUGAGAGGGUGA
Penicillium pulvis is the source of this 1143-nucleotide messenger RNA. It is a transcript of the gene pex10, whose product is annotated as ubiquitin-protein ligase peroxin 10. Gene Ontology annotation, molecular function: zinc ion binding. Gene Ontology annotation, cellular component: peroxisomal membrane. Gene Ontology annotation, biological process: protein import into peroxisome matrix. NCBI's taxonomy places the organism in Eukaryota, Fungi, Ascomycota, Eurotiomycetes, Eurotiales, Aspergillaceae. The transcript has a single exon. The coding region runs from base 1 to 1143 and encodes 380 amino acids. The record is from RefSeq and is a predicted model, not a curated record.